AUGGGUGCUUGUGAUGUCAAAUUAACCCUUAAAAAUGAAAGGGCAAACUAUAUCACCAGUUUGGAUACACUCCGCGGUAAAGUUGAGCUCAACGUAAACAGUGAAAUAACGGUGGAAAACGUUCAGAUCAAGUUUGAAGGUUUUGCAAAGACCAAAAUUGAAGUCAAGGAAAGAGUUCAUAAUGGUAACAGCUCCCAAACCAGAACACAAAUCAAGAGAGAGUCACACACCUUGGUGUAUAACGCAGUAACUUUAUUCCCACCCUCCAAUGUUCGUGAAGUUAGUGAUAAUAAAAAAUUCACAUUGACACCAGGAAAAUAUGAGUAUGAUUUUGAAAUCAAAGUUCCAUUAUUGAAUCAAUGUGCUGACGGUGGUGCAUAUGGUAGUCAUCAAUUGAGUGUUCUCCCUCCAACUUCCUCCUUAUCUGAUUUGUUCAAUAUACACUAUCUCCUUAAAGUCACAGUGAGAAGGACAACAUGGUACAAAGCAAAUAUUAGAGAGAUCAAACCAGUCAAUUUAAGGCCAUUUGACCCAAUUGAUGAAAUUAUAGCUUUUAGUCAACCAUUGUUUCUAAGAAAAGAUGAAGUUUUCAAAGGAAUGAUCCCUAAAAGGAUCGCACUAACUGAAAAGCCUACUGGACCAGAAUCUUACAAAAUUCCUGAAAAAAAGUCACUUGGUGGUAAAUCUUCAAGAUUCCUAAAAUCUGUCUUUGGUGGACAAGUUGAUGAGCCAAAUUAUGUUGAUUCAACAAUUGUUCCAUUCUCAUUAGAAAUCAGAAUUAACGGUCCUUAUCUGUCUAUGGGUCAAACACCAAAUCUGUCACUUUUCAUAACUUCCAAAUAUGGCCCUGAAAGAUAUAAAGGCAUAGAUAACCAAACUUCUGGCCUUGGUUCAUUUUACUUACAUCAUUUAAAGAUUGAUUUAGCAAGUUCCAUAUGCCUAGUUGCCCAAAGUGCUAGAAAGCUAUUAUUACCUGAAUAUUCUAUAUUCCAUCAAAAAGAUUUAAAUUAUCCAAUAGAUCUUGCAAACUUACAACCAAAUCCAUUAUCAAAUGAAACUUCAAACUCCCUCCCAUAUGAAUUAGAGCUAGAUCGCUCAAUGUUUGAAGGCGAUGCUGUAGUGAGAGCAGAUAUACCACCAACAUGCAGAACAUGCAAUAUAGAAAUCUCAUACAAGUUGAAAGUAACUGCAACAUUUGUGGAGAAUAUAGAUUCAUGGAGUUCAAAGAAAAUCGAAGUACAAGCCCCAGUGACAAUCCUUAGUGGUAUUCCUGCACCUGAAGAGUAUAUUGAAAUGAGACAAAUACCUCCUCAUAUUGCCCAACAAGUGUUGAGAAAUUAUCCUCCAGAGAUGUUUGCAGGUGGGAAUAAUAUGGGUGUUGAAGCUAUUUUCUCAAAUGAUGCAGAAAUCUCACCAAAGAUAUUGACUGGUGAGAAAGUUGAUGGGAAUCAAUUACCUUCUUAUCAAUCAGCUACUCAAAGUUAA
Hansenula anomala is the source of this 1485-nucleotide messenger RNA. RefSeq lists its product as uncharacterized. The record is from RefSeq and is a predicted model, not a curated record. Gene Ontology annotation, biological process: ubiquitin-dependent endocytosis. Gene Ontology annotation, cellular component: cytosol; plasma membrane; cytoplasm. NCBI's taxonomy places the organism in Eukaryota, Fungi, Ascomycota, Saccharomycetes, Phaffomycetales, Wickerhamomycetaceae. Gene Ontology annotation, molecular function: ubiquitin protein ligase binding; protein-macromolecule adaptor activity. The transcript has a single exon. Bases 1 to 1485 code for a protein of 494 amino acids.